UAUUUACUAAUCUUCUGCUGCUGAUAGUGAUCAUUAUUUGUCCUUUUUAUCUCACCCUUUAUGUCUCCUCCAAUCUUCAUGUCCCGACCCUCCUCCGUUUCCUGUUCUCCAUUUACAUCGUUCUGCUCAAUUUUUCCAUCCCUUUAUCCUCGCCGUCCCUAAAUUUACUCCUUAAAUCUUACCUAAACACGAGGGCUUUAUCGUAAUUACAUUAUAACGGACCUUAGCCGUGGUAAAUCGAGUCCCGUUUCUUUCUAUCUUUUCCUCGAUCAUACUCUUCAGCUCUUUUAGUUAAACCCUACAAAAUUUCUCCCAAUUUCUCAAUUUGUAAUUUCAUUCUCUUUCUUCGAUUCAUGAAUUGUUUCUGCAAAGUCUUAAGAAUUUUUAAUUGGUAGUACUUUCAAUCGGAGAAUGGCAACGGCGACAAUGGCGACGGCCGCCGGAGCUGUUCUAGUGCUAUAUGUUCUUCUAAAUCGGAGAUUUUUGGCGGCUAAAUCUGAACAACAUGGUGAUGAUCGAGGUAGUAAUGGUGGAGAAUCGAAUUUGAGUCGAUCUAUUAGGCGGAAGAUUUCUCGGCGACCUGCUCAAGCUCCGGCUACUUGGUUUGAGACUUUGAGUACUUUGUCAGAAACUCUUAGGUUUACUUAUUCUGAAACUUUGGGGAAAUGGCCGCUUGGUGACCUAGCUUUUGGGAUCAACUAUCUUAUUCGUCGUCAGGGAGAUUUCCAAGUUGCAAGUGUGUAUGCCAGUGAUGAUUGUAUUCAGCUCAAAGGUCCUGAAAUUGUGUCUGAGCUAAAACAUUUUUUGAGGCUGCUGACAAUGUGCAUGCUUUUCUCCAAGAAGCCAUUUCCUGUGUUUUUGGAGUCUUCUGGGUACACUGAAGCUGAUGUUCUUCUUCAGAAGCCCAAAGCUGGUCUUCUGAAGCCUGCCUUCACUAUUAUAACUGAUCAUGGCUCCAAAUGUUUACUUUUGUUAAUUCGGGGUACACAUAGCAUCAAAGAUACGCUAACAGCAGCAACUGGUGCCGUGGUACCUUUUCAUCAUUCUGUAUUACAUGAUGGUGGGAUAAGCAAUUUAAUUCUUGGAUAUGCUCAUUGUGGAAUGGUAGCUGCUGCUCGUUGGAUAGCUAAGCUUAGCACCCCUUGCCUCAUCAAAGCUCUGAGUGAUCAUCCUAAUUAUAAUAUAAAGAUUGUUGGUCAUUCCCUUGGUGGUGGAACUGCUGCUUUGUUGACAUAUAUUUUGCGAGAGCAACAGGAGUUUUCCGCGAGCACCUGUGUAGCAUUUGCCCCAGCUGCUUGCAUGACAUGGGAGUUGGCAGAAUCUGGCAAACCUUUCAUUUCUACAGUCAUUAAUGGUUCUGAUUUAGUGCCUACAUUUUCAACUGCAUCUAUUGAUGAUCUUCGUUCUGAGGUGACUGCAUCAUCUUGGUUGAAUGAUCUGCGUGAUCAAGUUGAGAGAACAAGAGUCUUAAAUGUUUUCUACCGUUCUGCUACAGCCAUAGGAUCCCGCAUACCAUCUAUAGCUAUCAGUGCAAAGGCUAGAGUUGCUGGUGCUGGUGCUCUUUUGCGUCCUGUCUCAAGUGGUACCCAGGUCGUGAUGAGGAGAGCUCAAGAUGUUGCACAAGCCGUUGUUCGUACCCGUCCAACCUUAUCCUCAUGGUCAUGCAUGGGAGCACGCCGCAGGAAUGUGGUUCAAUCAAUAAGCCCUAAAGAGGAGGGUUUGGCUGAGACCUCAUUAAUCCCUACAUCCUGCACAACAGAAGUAUUAGUAACAGAAGUAACAUGCACAGACACUGGGAUACAAAGUGGUGAUUACAUUUUUUCUAGUGAAGGUUCAGGACUUGAUAAUGACACAGAGGAGGAGGAAGAGCAACUCCUGGCAGCCGAUAAAGAUCUAACUACGUCAACAAUGGAGGCAGCCACUGAAGGUGAGCUGUGGUAUCAGUUGGAGAAGGAGCUUAAGAAACAGGAUGAAGCUCAGGCCCUAGUUCAGGAACAAGAAGCUGCUGCUGCUGCUGUUCAAGAGAUUACUGAAGAGGCACAUGUGUUAGCUGAAGCCGUGGAGAAUGAACAACCAAUUUCCUCUUCCGACAUUCAAGAGAAUCAUCAGUUUUACCCACCAGGACGAAUCAUGCAUAUGCUAUCAGUUCGUUUUUCUAACGAUUCUAGUUCAGGUGAUGAAGAUGCCGUUGAAGAACGAGUGGGCAUCUACGAGACACCUAGGCAUUUGUAUAGUAAGAUCAGAUUGACAAAAACGAUGAUUAAUGAUCAUUAUAUGCCCAUGUACAAGAAAAUGAUGGAGCAACUUAUUAAUGAACUUGAAAAUGAUGAAACAUUUUCAUGUGACACAAAAGAAAACUAAUUAAUCAUCUUUAUAUAAUACAUAUAAAUAUAGUACAUAUUCUGUUGGCAAUCUCGUCUGGUUUUAGGCUCGUGCAUUCUUGCUUAUUUUUUAUGUAAAUUUCAAGACAGUGUUCCAUCAUGGUGUUGAUUCAAUGAUGCAGAUGUCUCUCGAUUAAUGGAAAAGUUGACUAUAGUCUUCAGUCUCUGCUUGGUUUUUAAAUUAAAUUGGACGAAUUGCG
Messenger RNA from Amaranthus tricolor (Joseph's coat), 2581 nucleotides. RefSeq lists its product as uncharacterized. Gene Ontology annotation, biological process: lipid catabolic process. The record is from RefSeq and is a predicted model, not a curated record. Bases 412 to 2361 code for a protein of 649 amino acids. NCBI's taxonomy places the organism in Eukaryota, Viridiplantae, Streptophyta, Magnoliopsida, Caryophyllales, Amaranthaceae. The transcript has 7 exons.